GAGAAGUAGCAAAAGAGCUGCAGAAACAUGUGGAACAACCACGGUGGAUUUGAUGGUGGGUAUGGUGGCUCUGGCAUGGGAGGAGGAGGUUAUAUGCAGUCUCCAGGAGGCUUUGGGUCUCCUGCACCCACUCAGGGAGAGAAAAAAUCGAGGUCCAGGUCACAGCAAAUAGUGCCAUGUACUGUGUCACAGCUACUGUCAGCAACACAAAAUGACGAAAUGUUUCGGAUAGGAGAGGCUGAACUUUCACAGGUUACUAUAGUCGGCAUUGUCAGGCAUGCAGAAAAAGCUCCGACAAAUAUUCUUUACAAAGUGGAUGAUAUGACUGCAGCACCAAUGGAUGUCAGACAGUGGGUGGACACAGAUGAGGCAAGCUGUGAAAAUAUGGUGGUCCCUCCAGGGAGUUAUGUAAAAGUAGCUGGUCACCUUCGUUCCUUCCAGAACAAGAAAAGUGUUGUUGCAUUUAAGAUUGCUCCUGUUGAUGAUAUGAACGAGUUUGUUUCUCAUAUGCUGGAAGUUGUUCACGCUCACAUGACCAUGAAUUCCCAGGGAGCGCCUUCAGGAGGCGGAUCAGCGGUGGCACUCAAUACACCUGGACGCCUUGGUGACAGUGGUGGAGCAUUCUCAGGUGGAAAUGACAAUGCGACAAAUGGGCUGACGCCACAUCAGAGCCAGAUUCUUAAUUUGAUCAAAAGCUUCAAAGGAAACGAAGGCAUGGCUUUUGAAGAACUGAAAAAUAGACUUCAUGGAAUGAAUGUAAACACAAUUAGGCAAGCUGUAGAUUUUCUCAGCAAUGAAGGACACAUUUAUUCCACUGUUGAUGAUGAACAUUACAAAUCAACUGAUGGAGACUAACAAGUUACAUUUUCAUUUGUUGUGCUUUGCAUAUUAAAGAAUAACAUCUGGUUUAAUUGUAGAAACCUUUGAUCUUAUAUGCUAAUUAUGUGUAUAUAUACUUAAACAACUCAUUUUUACUUUACUGUAGACUGUUGGAAAACAAUGCACUUCAGAAAAGCCUAAUGUAAAUAUUACUACUACUAUUACUAAGUGACAUCUAAAAAUAUGAUUGUCAGAAUUAAACUUGGUGCAGAAAUUAAAGAUGUCUGUGACAGAAUACACAACUGAGUUUAAUACACUUACCAGCAGUAUUUUGGAAUAUAUAUGUAUAUCGUAAUUAAAGACAUUUUUUUCCCCCGAAA
Molecule: messenger RNA, 1199 nt
Organism: Xenopus tropicalis (tropical clawed frog)
Lineage: Eukaryota; Metazoa; Chordata; Amphibia; Anura; Pipidae
Gene: rpa2
Product: replication protein A2
Exons: 9
Coding region: 28-855 (275 amino acids)
Biological process (GO): DNA replication; DNA recombination; DNA repair
Cellular component (GO): PML body; nucleus
Molecular function (GO): DNA binding
Source: RefSeq, marked provisional